CGGGUAUUUGUUGUCUGUGCUACUUGUUUCAAACCGGAAGCAGACGUAAAGCGGACCGAAAAGAUGGUGUCCUGCCUGUUCAGGUGUUAUUCUCGGCUGCCCUCAGCCUUCACACUUACUCGGUUCGUUUUAAACAAGAAUCUGGUUCGCAAUCACCGGUGUUGUCUAGACCGGGAGGGCAACCACACGGCCGGGCGGUUCUAUAGCUCGGGGCGGGAUCGGGAACAACCGAAACAGAAGGUGGUGGUGGUCGGGAUCCCCAACCCGUUCAUCUGGUUUCGGACCCGGAUCUACUACUUUCUGAUCAGGACUUACUUUGACAAGGAGUUCAGCAUCGAGGAGUUCACUGAGGGCGCCAAGCAGGCCUUUUCCCAUGUUUCCAGACUUCUGUCUCAGUGUCAGUUCGAUGCUCUGGAGGGGCUCGUUGCUAAAGAUCUGAUUGGAAAACUGGAGGAAAAGUGCACCUCGUUGCCGUCCAACUAUAAGAAAGCCCUGUCUGCCGAUCCAGAUGAGAUCAUGUACACGACGCCGGGGGACGUUGGAAUCUUCUAUGAUGAUAACGGGAGGAAGUUUGUCAGCAUCCUGAUGCGUUUCUGGUACCUGACGAACGCUCGGCUUCCUGACGACAGCAUGGAGGGAACCCGGAUCUUCAAGGUGGCCCUUGAAGACGGAGAAGGAGAAACGGAGACCAAGAGGCUGCUCACUGCAAUAUACGAAUUCCAGAGGGAGUUCACCAAAGGAGUUCCUCCAGACUGGACCAUUACCCGUAUAGAGCACUCGAAGCUUCUGGAUUAAGGUUUGGAUUUAGAGCAGCUCUGAGGUUGAGUCCGUUUCAGUUAGAACAGAACUGAGUGAAACCAGCCUCAGAUCCUUCUCAGAGGAGGAGACGGGACACAGCUCCUCAUUGGGAGUUCAGAGGGCGGCACCACAGCGAAGACGGAUUUUCUCACGGCUGAUAUGAUGCCAGAACCAACUGCACCAGAACUGGGUUUGAUUUCUGGUCUGUCUCCAGUGACAGCGAAGCUUAGAGUCAACACUCCCGAGGUUUGGGGACUCCUCUGGAAUCAGACUGUAGAGGUGAAAUAUUCACCUUCCUGACUGUAUUUUAACUGAGUAUAAAACAAGCUGAAGGUGGAUCACUUGUUAGGAAAGAAAAUCAACUCUGGAUUCUGACCCAGUUCUGUUGAUUUGACAGAUCUCUUGAAUGUUUGACUCUGUUCUCAUAGAAUCUUUCAUUUCCUACAGAAAAGUGUCUCAUUAUUCAUUGUUUUCACAAAUAAAAAAUAUUCCACAUUUUA
Molecule: messenger RNA, 1298 nt
Organism: Girardinichthys multiradiatus
Lineage: Eukaryota; Metazoa; Chordata; Actinopteri; Cyprinodontiformes; Goodeidae
Gene: maip1
Product: matrix AAA peptidase interacting protein 1
Exons: 5
Coding region: 64-795 (243 amino acids)
Biological process (GO): inner mitochondrial membrane organization; protein insertion into mitochondrial inner membrane from matrix
Cellular component (GO): mitochondrial inner membrane
Molecular function (GO): ribosome binding
Source: RefSeq, a predicted model, not a curated record